AAACCCUAGCUAACUUGCAUCCCUCGUUUCCUUCUCUCUCCUCGUCGUGAACCCUUUGAGUUUGUAGCAGAAGCCGCAGCCGCAGCAAGCCAGCAACAGCACUUCGUAAUUCGUGCACAAACCUCAUAGCAACAAUGGCGGACAAAGCAGUUACUCUCAGAACUCGCAAGUUCAUGACUAAUCGUCUCCUUUCACGGAAACAAUUCGUCAUCGAUGUUCUUCAUCCUGGUCGCGCCAACGUCUCCAAGACGGAGUUGAAGGAAAAACUAGCUAGCAUGUAUGAUGUCAAAGAUACAAAUUCUAUCUUUGUCUUCAAGUUCCGUACUCAUUUCGGAGGAGGUAAAUCGACUGGAUUUGGUUUGAUUUACGAUUCCGUUGACAGUGCAAAGAAGUAUGAACCAAAGUACAGGCUGAUCAGGAAUGGGUUGGCAACAAAGAUUGAGAAAUCCAGGAAACAGAUGAAGGAAAGAAAGAACAGGGCCAAGAAGAUUCGUGGUGUUAAGAAGACCAAGGCUGCUGAUGCUGGAAAGAAGAAAUGAGGAAUUGGUGUUAUUGAAAAUGCUGUAUACAUGGUUGGAGUUCUGUUUUUGGCGCUUCUUCCUUUGCAAUCGUUCUUGAUUUUCUUUGUUUUUGUUACUCGUUUACUCUAAUUAGUGAUAGUGACUAGUGAAAGAUUGUGUGACUGCUGCAGUGAGAAUGUUCUAAAACUUCUAUCAAAAUUUUCAUGAAAUUUUUGACUGGUUA
Molecule: messenger RNA, 744 nt
Organism: Beta vulgaris subsp. vulgaris (sugar beet)
Lineage: Eukaryota; Viridiplantae; Streptophyta; Magnoliopsida; Caryophyllales; Amaranthaceae
Product: 40S ribosomal protein S24-1
Exons: 5
Coding region: 135-539 (134 amino acids)
Biological process (GO): translation
Cellular component (GO): ribosome
Molecular function (GO): structural constituent of ribosome
Source: RefSeq, a predicted model, not a curated record